Molecule: messenger RNA, 2197 nt
Organism: Pogona vitticeps (central bearded dragon)
Lineage: Eukaryota; Metazoa; Chordata; Lepidosauria; Squamata; Agamidae
Gene: HTR2B
Product: 5-hydroxytryptamine receptor 2B
Biological process (GO): phospholipase C-activating serotonin receptor signaling pathway; release of sequestered calcium ion into cytosol; vasoconstriction
Cellular component (GO): dendrite; plasma membrane
Molecular function (GO): neurotransmitter receptor activity; G protein-coupled serotonin receptor activity
Source: RefSeq, a predicted model, not a curated record
ACGCUGGAAUGAGUCAAUCAGCGGAUGAUACUGGUUUAGCUGACGAACGAAGGAGCGCAGAAGAAGCUGCUCAGACGGAGAAAUGUAGAGGAAGGACUGGGGCGCACUCAAGGGAUGCAUUAAGUAUGUAAAAUUACCAAAAGAAAUGAUAGCAGCAAGACAAAGAGAGCGAAGCAUGAAUUCCAAGCCAUUCUCCGGCUCUACCUAAUAACAACAAGAACCCAAAGGCUCAAACAUAAAGCAAAGCCGAUCGUGUUCGAAGCGAUAAUUGCGAGAGUGCAUGGCUAGCCUGGAAGAAAGCAAAGCAACGGGCAGACAAUAUUCUAAAAAUCCAUAAGUGACAAAUCAAGAGCACAAACGCUUGGGAGAAAUGCGUCCUGUGCAACUGCUAAGAGAAUUCUGAAAUCCGAGGAAGUGGCAAAAGUCAAGGCACUCAAGGAGGAAAAUAAAGGAAAUGUGUGGACAGAGCAUAACCACUUGUAGCAGCUGAUGAACACUGUACAAUGCUGAUCUUUAAUCAGGAUCAUAGCCAGCAGGAGGGGAAAACUAAUUUCCUAGACUUUAAAAAAUGCCUGGGCAACACACGAUCUCUGAAGACAUUCCACUGGGCUCCAAGAUGCCUCUGAACACAUCUGACAAUGGAUCUAUGCAACCAGUUUCUGGCACCCUGCGCUGGGCGGCUCUGCUCAUGCUGAUGGUCAUCAUACCCACCAUUGGGGGUAACAUUCUCGUCAUCCUGGCCGUCUCGUUGGAAAAAAAGUUGCAAUACGCCACCAAUUAUUUUCUCAUGUCUCUGGCCGUGGCUGAUUUACUGGUUGGUCUGUUUGUGAUGCCACUAGCCCUUCUCACCAUAUUGUACGAGAUGACGUGGCCUCUCCCGCAGGACCUGUGCCCUGUCUGGCUGUUCCUUGAUGUCCUCUUUUCCACAGCCUCCAUCAUGCAUCUCUGCGCCAUCUCGCUAGACCGUUACAUCGCCAUAAAAAAGCCUAUCCAAGCUAGUCAGUACAACUCGCGGGCGACAACACUUAUCAAAAUAACAGUGGUGUGGCUGAUCUCCAUAGGUAUUGCCAUCCCAAUCCCUAUCCGUGGCAUAGAAGAUGGAGUUGAGAACUUCUCCAACUUCACCUGUGUCCUAAGCCCCGGACGUUUUGGUGACUUCAUCCUCUACGGUUCCGUGGCUGCCUUCUUCAUCCCUCUGGCCAUCAUGGUGGUGACUUAUUUCCUCACUAUCCGGGUGCUACGCAAGAAAGCCUACUUGAUCAACAAGGCACCGCAGCGCUUGACCUGGAGUACAGUGUCCACCGUCUUCCAGAGGGAUAUGACUCCUGGAUCAUCACCAGAAAAAGUGGCCAUGUUGGAUGGAUCGAGGAAGGACAAACCCUUGCCUAAUGGGAACGAAGAACCGCUAAUGCGCAGGACAUCCACGGUGGGGAAGAAGUCGGUUCAGACAAUCACCAAUGAACAACGUGCUUCCAAAGUCUUGGGGAUCGUAUUCUUCCUCUUUCUGUUGAUGUGGUGCCCCUUCUUCAUAACCAAUAUCACUUCUGUACUGUGCACAUCUUGUGACGAGAAAUUCAUCCAAAAACUUAUGGAGAUAUUUGUUUGGAUAGGAUAUGUUUCAUCAGGUGUGAACCCACUGGUGUACACUCUUUUCAACAAGACGUUCAGAGAGGCCUUUGGCAGGUACAUCACUUGCAAUUACCAAACCUCAGCUCCUGGAAAUGCUCUCCGGAAAUGUUCCAGCAGACUCUCCUUCAGGAAUUCUGUGGCCGAGAACUCAAAACUGUUUAUGAUGCAUCAUGGAAUGCGCAAUGGGAUUAACCCUGUAAUGUACCAAAGCCACAGGCUUUGUAGCUCACCAAUUCAGUCCUCAUCAGCCAUUCUGCUUGAUACCCUUCUACUUACAGAGGACGAAGUGGAUAAAACAGAAGAGCAAGUCAGCUACGUAUAGCUAGGUGGAAAAGACGAGCCAUACCCUGAACUUAUUGACAAAUGCUGGUGCGUGCAUGGUUUCAUUCCUUAUUUAUACAAAUCCCAAUUACUGUUUCAACUCUUUGUCCUCUAAAUGUGGGAGGGGGCUCCUUUUGCCCCAGACCAAAUCCAUGUAUUGCAAAUGAACACCAAUUCAACACAUUACAAAAAAAAACCCUCCCACAAAUAUUUGAGUGCUGUAGUUACAUAAAUGCAGAAGUUCAAA